AUGGCGGCCGGACGACGGAGAACGAAGUCGGCGAAGUUUCUGUCAAAACCGGAGCUUUUUCCGGCGAAAUCACGGCAGCUGGCGACGGGACCUGGCCGGGGUAGGAAGAGGACGGCGGCCCGGUCAUUUUGGUACUGGCCCCGUCGACUUUGGUGGCCGGACGAGAGCACGGCCGGCCAAAACGUGGCCGGCUGUUUCAGCCGUCGCGAAAACCAGAGGAGAGAGGGAGAGACGCGCGGGAGAGAGAGAGUGUGA
Molecule: messenger RNA, 255 nt
Organism: Prunus armeniaca (apricot)
Lineage: Eukaryota; Viridiplantae; Streptophyta; Magnoliopsida; Rosales; Rosaceae
Source: the annotation of a GenBank genome assembly